AAUUAUUAAAGUGCCUACGCAGAACUGCACUGGCCAAGUCACCGCCGUCCACUAAAGGAAUAUCGGGACGGGCCCCUACUUAGUACGGAAAGUAAGUUUUGUGAGUGGGGGGCCUAGAUAUAUGUGAUCGAUACACGAGUUUAUGCUGUUGUGCACAAAUUCUGGGGUCCCAUGCUCGAUCCACUCACAAAACUUUUGAACAUUACCUCCGUAGACGAGCCAUUCUCGAUGGGACUACAGUACAUGCAGACCGGGCCCAAAUGAAACCGACGAUGCUCAAAGCUCCUCUAUCGGCGCAUUCCUCCGGGGAAGAUGCCUGGGCAGUUAGUGAUGGAAAGUAAGACAUAUAUUUAACCAGCACAUCCAAUUUGUCUCCUUAUGAAGCGUCUAUCGUCCUCUGUGUCACAUCGUCCUCGAUCUUGUUUGUCUCUUCCCAUAUCUUCUUGCUCAUCCCGCAUCUUUCUUCGUGGCCGCUGGCCCUUCCCUAAAACUCUAUUUUACUCUACCUUGUGGUUUAAUCCCCACCACAGAUCUGCAGUCGUCUAGAAGGUCGACUCACACCCUUUCAACAUGUUUGUCGAUGCUCUCAAGGACUUCGCGGCUGAGUCCCCCGCCGCAGCAAGUCUUGCCGGCGUUCUUCUCGUCGUCUCUCUCAUAUACUACUUCGUCCAGCGCCCGCAGCGGCUUAACUUCCCUGUUGUCGAGUUGGGCGAUGACUUGGGCUAUGAUCGAGCUCUUGAUGAGGGCUUCUCAAAGUAUCCCGAUUCGCCGUUUGUCCUCCCAACCAACCCGCCGGUGGUUAUUCUGCCACACGCAUGCGUGAAUGAAAUCAAGUCCCUACCAGAGAACAAAGUGUCGUUCAAGAAAGACGUCCAGCAUAUGUUUACUUGCAAGGUAACUGGCAUUGGCGCAGAAUCACAUGAGCUCCUCUCCGCCGUUAAGAUCGACCUCACCAGGCACCUCGCCAGCGUCCUCGAUGGACUCCAGGAUGAGACCCGCUAUGCUAUCAACUCCGAAUUUGGCCGAUGCGAAGACUGGACGCCCCAGCCCGUGUACUUCAAGCUCACCCGGAUAGUCGCGCUUCUCAGCGGCCGCGUCUUCGUUGGUCGGCCUCUGAGCCGCGAUGAAGCGUGGCUGAAAGCAACGAUCAACUACACGUGGGCUUGCAUCCGGGCCUCCGAUGCCUGCAAGAGAUAUAGCCCAUACCUCCGCAACAUCGUUGGCCCCUACCUAAAGGAAGUUAAGGACUUGAAAAAGCACCGACAGGAUGGUGCGGACCUGUUGCGGCCUCUCCUGAAUGACCUCCUUGAGAGAGAGGCCAGUGAGAAGCCCGGUUCAGGCGGGUUCGACGAUCAGCAGGGCACGUUCUGCUCGUGGGUUCUCAAAUACACUGUUGAGAAGGACCGGGCGAGCGCACUGAACUUGGCCAACUCCCAGAUGACCCUAUCAUUCGCAGCUAUCCACACCAGCUCCAUGGCACUCUCGCAGGUAGUCUUCGAUCUUGCUGCACGUCCUGAGUAUAUCAAGGGUCUCCGCGAGGAGAUUAAAGAGGUCCUCGCCGAAGACGGCUACGACAUCGAUGGCGAUGGAUUCACGAGGCUAAAGAAGUCCUCCUACACGAAGCUCCGCAAGCUCGACAGCUUCCUCAAAGAAAGCCAAAGACUCUCACCUCCCAGCAUCAUCUCCAUGCAGCGCAUGACAACCGCCCCUGUUACCCUCUCCACCGGCCACACCAUCCCCACCAACACCCGCCUCGCCUUCGCCUCCCAAGCCAUCCACCGUUCCACCCGGACCACCACCUUCUCACCUGAAUACAACCCUGCCUCCUACGCCCCGCCCUCCGUCUUCGACGGCCUGCGUUUCUACAAGCUGCGCGAGAUGCCUGGCAAGGAGAACCGCCACCAGUUCGUCACAACAGGCGAGGAUAAUUUGUCCUUCGGACACGGGACCCAUGCGUGUCCUGGGAGGUUCUUUGCUAGUAAUGAGAUUAAGGUUGUGCUCAUUGAGUUUUUGAGGAAUUGGGAUGUGAGGUUGAAGGGGGAUACGGAGAGGAAGGGGGGAGAUAGGCCGUCGAACUUGAUUAAGGAUAGUGCGUGUGUGCCAAAUAUGGAGGCGGUGUUGGAGUUUAGGAGGUUGAAGAGCGAGGAGUGCGUGUAGGCGGGGGAUGUUUGGAUAAGUUUGGAUUUGGUAAAAGGAUGGCUUGAUGGGGAAUGGUUUGUACCGCGCGAUUUACGUAGGGAUGGAGAUAUGGGAAUCUACGUAUGUCGAAGCUGAUCUACUUAGCAUUUCUAUUUAAACGAUGCAACGAAAUUGAUGGAAGUUUUCCGCACAG
Messenger RNA from Pseudogymnoascus destructans, 2332 nucleotides. RefSeq lists its product as uncharacterized. Bases 571 to 2157 code for a protein of 528 amino acids. The transcript is spliced from 4 exons. Gene Ontology annotation, molecular function: oxidoreductase activity, acting on paired donors, with incorporation or reduction of molecular oxygen; iron ion binding; monooxygenase activity. The record is from RefSeq and is a predicted model, not a curated record. NCBI's taxonomy places the organism in Eukaryota, Fungi, Ascomycota, Leotiomycetes, Thelebolales, Thelebolaceae.